UUCAUAAAACAUAUUCAUCUGACCAGCUCUGACCUGUGAAUGAACUCCCAUGAAUAUGAAAAGUAGGCUAGGCCACAUCGAUCAUAUGAUGUAGCCUAAUAUUCAGCAAAUUGUCAAUAAUUUGCCCAGUUGUAAAAUACUACCAACGGCUUUUGGAUUUGCAUAGAGCAGUUACAGAACGUCCUCUUCAAAAUGGAAUCAUAUCUCUCACACACAAGGGCAAAACAGUAACCGAUACACGUCCCUGCUGGAGAUGAUGACUAAAACGAAUAGCCUGCGUAGACUACAAACAAGAGGAGAGCGCGUGCCACUAACUUCCUCACAAUUUCUCAAACUCUCAGAGAACAUAGAGGGGUAUAAUAUAUCGAAACAACAGCGUGGUGAUAUCGAGAAAUUAUUGUAUAACCUAGAUACAUUAUUUUAUCGAAGUCAUCGUCACCUUGCAGUUUCCAGUUUCUACUGCGCGCGAAUUCACAGAAGAUAGUUUAAGUGAAUACUUUUCAGGUUACUUUGUCUCAGGACCAAGUAUGCAGGUGUUGGGCCAGAGCCUGGGUCCAGUAUCUCCUGUCACGAGUCAGUCCUACACCUCUGUGCCUCUGGUACCACACCCCCAACCCCCACAAGGCCUGGUGGUACCGUACACAGAUACCAGGUCCUUGUUCUCCAGAGACUCCCUGGCAUCCACCACCCUGAGCCUAGCAGAGACCCACUCAGUUCUGAGUGGCAGACAGGAGUGGCCCUAUGGCUACCGGGUCCUUCCUCCACUCUGCCCACAACAGGGUUCCACCAAGGCCAGCAAGGGGGGUGAGCUUCUCAGCCUGCCCCCUGGCACUGCCAUAUCUGGGGGCACCAGCAUCUCCAACUCUGCCUCCCUGCCCUCCAACCUGUUUGGGGGAGAUGCCAACAGCCCCCGGCAGUACUCAGCCCACUCCAAAAAGAGGGCCCUUUCCAUCUCACCUCUGUCAGACGGCUAUGGCCUUGACUUCAACUCCAUCAUCCGUACCUCGCCCACCUCGCUGGUGGCUUACAUCGAUGGCUCCCGGAGCUCUCCGACCUCCCAUCACACCCUUUCACCCCUCCAGCCUGAGGUCUAUGGCCACUUCCUGGGGGUGAGAGGGAGCUGUAUCCCCUAUCCUCAGACUCCAGGCCUCCUCAGCCUCACAGCCGCCACGCUCGCUCUGACCCCACUGAGUGACCCCCAACUUGAAUUGGAGUGUGGCCGCAUGCAGAGGCUGGAGCAGGGCAGGACGCUGGAGAGCCAGAUGGCUAACAUGGUGGUGGAGCAGCAGUGUCUCCCAGAGGAGGGAAGAACACCACAGAGGGCUGCCAGUAACACUAAUGACCUGGUGCCAUCUCUACACUUUCAGCUUGAGUUGGCCACCAUCAUCAGAUCAGAUAGUCCACCGCAGGGCCCCCCACCUCCUUACCACUCUCACUACCAGCACCGCCACCUCCAAAGACCUCCUAGCCACAUCCAGGGUCAGCCCCAGUCCCAGGGCCCUGUCUCUCAGCCCCCCCCAGCUCCCCCUGGGCAUGGGACCAGCCUCGUGCCACAUCCCCUGUCCCUCUUCCCCAUGCUGGAGGAGGGGGAGCUGGAGGACUACAGUGGGGGGCACUGCUGCCGCUGGGUGGACUGCAGUGCUGUGUAUGACCAAAAGGAGGAGCUGGUUAGGCACAUAGAGAAGCGCCAUGUGGACCAGCGGAAGGGCGAAGACUUCACCUGCUUCUGGGCGGUGUGUCCACGCAGGUUCAAGCCGUUCAAUGCCCGCUACAAACUCCUCAUCCACAUGAGAGUCCACUCUGGAGAGAAGCCCAACAAGUGCACGGGGGUUCCCUUCCUGACUGUCUCUCCUGUCUACUGUGAGUCAACCAGCCAGGGAAAUAGACAUCUUGAAUUUGAGGGCUGUCAGAAGGCUUUCUCUCGGCUGGAGAACAUGAAGAUCCACCUGCGCAGCCACACUGGAGAGAAGCCUUAUAUAUGCCAGCACCCCGGCUGUCACAAAGCCUUCAGCAACUCCAGUGACCGAGCCAAGCAUCAGCGCACACACCUGGACACGAAGCCGUACGCGUGUCAGAUCCCUGGUUGUGUAAAGCGCUACACUGACCCAAGCUCCCUGCGCAAGCACAUCAAAUCCCAUUCCUCCAAAGAGAGGCAGUUGAGGAAGAAGCUGAGGUCAUCUAUUGACAUGAGCCAAGAGGCAUUAACGGACUGUCUAACCAUCCAACCCCUGCUACCCAGCCUCUCUCCUCUGGACAUGAUUAACAGCAAGCUGGGCCAAUCACCAAUACCUUCCCUAGAUCUCUACACAGAUCUGCUGACCAGUGGGCAGUCUAGCCACUGUGUGUCUCUAUCCAUCCCUUUCCCUCCAGCUGUUCCACAGGGCCAACCCUCCUCAAACAGCUCACACCUGCCUCUGCUGCGCCCCCAGCAGGACAGUUAUAGGUUUGUUGAUAGGUCCACCCACCAACUCAACCCCGGGUCCCACCAACACCAACUGCCUGGCCCCUCCAGUUCUCACACUCACCAUCCUACUGUCUUAUCCCCAAAGACCAGCACACCCCUGAAUCAUCCCAGUCACACUCCUGUAGUAAACACAGACCAACACCCAGGUUUUAGUGGUCAGAUCCAGAUGGUGUACUCUCCAUUAUACAAUAAUGGUACACAUAAAUCCACCAAGCAGACAAACUCCUGUCACCUGAUGGAGAUCCCAGAGUUUGAUGAUAGCCUUUCUCCAACAUUCACAACUCAGAACAGACUAGACAUCUCCCAAAGAGCUCUGUCUGGGCUCACAGUAUAUGCCCUGCAGGGUGCAUCACAGGAUCUGCUUGUUAACCCAGUGCCAGUGAUGUCAGAGGACGCUUAUUUACAUGUCAGUGCAGUGGACCGUUGCCCUAGCCAGCUCUCCUGUAUCUACACUGAGGGGUGACGUCAGCAAAUCUACCUCUUUUAUAAAACAGAUACUCUGUAAUACAACUCGUACAACAACUAUAUUGUUCUUCAGCUACAUGUUCCUUGACAUUGACCUGAGUGUGAUGCCCAUCUUGGGUGAGAACUGUAGACAAGAGGGGACAUUUAGUAGCUUUAAUUAAAUAGGCAAAAUGAACAUGUCCACAUCACUUAUUAACUGAUAUUAGUCAAUGAACAUUGUUUUCAUCAUGGCAAGUCAUGAUAAUUCUGACACCUUUAGAUGUUGUCUUCACUCAAGUAAGUAUCAUCAGAUCUCAGAGUCUAAGCCCACGAUGAAAGUGCCUCCUAAAGAUUGUAUACUGAAAACAAAUCGCAGUUCUGUGGAUGCCAAUGAUAUUGAGAUUUGGAGGAUGUUUUUAUGUUUACAUUAUUUGAAUGCAUUUGUACAGUUAUAUCAAACUAUUGUCCCCCCUUUAUGGAUUUACACAAUGUAAAUACCAUAAGAAGCACAUUGAAGGCAUAUGUGUGUUCUUUUUCAAAUGGGUGUUGUUCUUCGUAGCAUAUGUAUUCAUAUCAUGAAACAGAAUGUCCUACGAUAAAUCAAAUAUAUUUUUGUGCGAAUAUGUUGAGGAAUCUGACUUGAAUUGGUUUUUUUUUUUUAUAAAAAAAUGUAUGAUGAAG
Messenger RNA from Oncorhynchus keta (chum salmon), 3589 nucleotides. RefSeq names its product zinc finger protein GLIS3-like. The record is from RefSeq and is a predicted model, not a curated record. The coding region runs from base 528 to 2927 and encodes 799 amino acids. Gene Ontology annotation, cellular component: nucleus. The transcript is spliced from 11 exons. Gene Ontology annotation, molecular function: RNA polymerase II cis-regulatory region sequence-specific DNA binding; DNA-binding transcription factor activity, RNA polymerase II-specific. Gene Ontology annotation, biological process: regulation of transcription by RNA polymerase II. NCBI's taxonomy places the organism in Eukaryota, Metazoa, Chordata, Actinopteri, Salmoniformes, Salmonidae.